This is a messenger RNA of Sordaria macrospora k-hell, 1092 nucleotides long. RefSeq lists its product as uncharacterized. The record is from RefSeq and is a predicted model, not a curated record. Lineage: Eukaryota; Fungi; Ascomycota; Sordariomycetes; Sordariales; Sordariaceae.
AUGUCCGCCCAAGUCAACAAAGUUACAGUCAAACUGACACCUAGCCUCCCUCCUCUUGGCCUUCAUCAUACAGCUGAGCAGCAAUCCACCGCUCCCUCCACCACUACCACCAAACCAGACGACACGGGCUCCGCCUCGGCCUCCGCACCCGUCCCAAUGGCAGACGUAGCCGCCACCACCACCACCGAAAGUAAGCCCACUGGGGCGGCAACCGACAACCUCAAGCCCGCCACCGACGCUCAUCCCGACAACGACAAGAAGGAUGCCGCCGAGAAACCUAAAACCUUCCCCACCGAAGAACAAGUCGUCGCCGAGAAGAUGGCUCUAGAGCCCACCGCCGCGGGUUCUGAGUUCCACGGCUUCGAAACCGCCACUCCUUCUGCCCCUACUACCACCGCCAUCUUUGACGCCGCCGCCGCCCCGGCUCCCGAGAAAGUCCACGAGAAUCCUCGCUCGGAUGCUGUGCCGACCGGUGACGGCUUGGCGGGAUCUGCAGAAGAUGCAUCGGCCGGUGGCCCCGCGGGCGCAGGGAUGGUCAUGCCUAACGGGGAGGCGGCUCCAGACUUGGAAAAGGCUGCCAAGGAGGAGUCUACUGAAGGCAAGAUCGAGAAGAAGGUCAACGAAGCAAAGGAGGCUGCCGCAACCAGCCCGGAUCAAGCGCUGGCCGCUGCACCACUGGGAGAGAAUGGCACGAACGGAGUGGCUGGUGCCGCGAAGAAGGAUGAGGAGGGUGAUACGGAGAUGAAGACCGCCCCCUCGGAAACCGUCGCCAAGGCUUCGGACCCGACACAAGCCCAGGCAGGAGUCAAGGCUGCACCUGCUCCUGCUCCGGCUUCUUUGGCUAGUAAGAAGAGGAAGGCGGAAGAAUACGAUGAGGACAAUGAUGACGACGAGGAGGAGGUCAACGGCGAUGCGAAGAGAGCCAAGACUGGGGAGGGAGAGACGAAUGGUGAUGGUGCAUCAUCCCCUGUGAAGAGGGCGCCGGGAAGACCCAAGAAGACGGCGGCGGAGAAGGUUGAGAAGGCGGCGAGGAAGAUUCUGAAGCCGGUGGGUUUGACGCAGAGGAAGACGAGGAGUCAGGGACCUGCCUAA